AUGGAUGGGUUCUACGCAAAUUCAUCCCCAAUGCAUGCAGUCUUGGAUAGGCUUCGAGGUCCAGACAUAGACGAUCAUCUACAGCUAUUUGAAACGAUUGACUGGACCGGAACAUCUCUCGGCCCAAUCGAUGGCUGGUCACAGGAGCUUGCGACUCAGAUAUUUUUGACUAUGCUGGUUCCGAAUCCGCAAUCUCUUGUUCUCGGAGAAGACAAAGUCGUCAUUUACAAUCAAGCCUAUGGACGUCUGAUCCGAGAUCAUAAUCCGCAAUACUUCGGAACACCAAUAGCGACCUGGAUAGAAUGGGCCCCAUAUUUCGAAAGCAUGGGAGCUAUUUACAAGCAAGUAGAAACGACAGGAAGAGCCUAUGUUCUAUCAACAUUCCCCAUGGUCAUGGCGAGUGCAGGUUUCAGAGAGAACGUUGACUUCAGCGGCGCAGUGAUCUGUCUGCCUCCACCUCUUGAUGGAUAUCUUGGAACCUUCACGGAGAUCACAGAUAUUGUCGCAUCUGAGAAAAGGGCUUCCGUCUUGCAGAUUCUGGUGUCUAUAUGGAAAUCCUCUCCCGAUCUGAAGUCACUCUGGGCCAACAUUUUAGAGAGUGUCGAUCAACACCCAGAGUUGUUUCCGUUCUUCGCCCUCUACUCUAGCACUCUUGCCCCGGGAAGCGAAAUUUUGUCAGAAUACAGCGAGAACGAUUCUGAAGACUUCGCUUACUCGCUCGAGGGUAGCGGCGGAACACCAGACUCUGAGUGUCCAAGGAUACCACAGUAUUACGACCUGGGUCCGGAAAUAGAUGGACAGACACCAGACUCAAUGACACAGCAUCUGCGUAAAGCCCAGAAUGAAAGAGCUUCUGUGCUGAUUACCGCGGCAGACAUACCAGCGGCAUGGCAGAGUCUUGCGCAGCAUCGGGGUGUUGGAGAAGCGUGCAGAGGCGCUGUGGUCUGUCCAAGCAGCUCCAACCGUCUUAGCCGCGUGCAAGCUUUCCUCUUGCUUGGACUUUCUACGCGUGAUGCGUACAAUGAAUCAUACCAGAACUUCGUGUUCAAGUUGCAGGGAGAGUUUGCUAAUAUCGUAGCCUCGAUAAUGUCCGCAGAAGAGGCCGCGCGCAAGAAGGCCGAAACAGCUAAACGAUUGCAGCUCGCCACUGAGCUUGUCAACAAAGAGCUUGCACUCAGAAGGAGAGAAACCGAGCUAGCUACAGUUAGGGUGGAACGAAUCACCAAGAUCGUUGACUUGGCUAACGUUGCAAUUUUCGAGCGUGACCUCAAGGGUCGGCUGGUGUUUGCCAAUGAGGCUUUCUACAAGUUAAUGAACACAUCUCAGGAUGUUUCUCUGCAUGAAGACAUUGCGGCAUCAAAUCUUCCAGAGGAGCACUGGAUGGCAUUGCUUAGUGGUGACUCGAGGACGUUUGAGAUGAGGUGCCGCAACGAGAACUGGGGUCUUUGUAGUGCGUUGCCUACGCGAGACGAACACGGCAAUAUCGAUGCUGUGAUAGGAGUCAUUACUGAUAUUGAAUCACAAAAACGAGCGGAAGAGGAGGCUUUCGCAAAAGUGGAGGCUCUCGAACGUGUUGCGGCGGCCGAACGGCGUUUUUUCAAGUUCCUGGAAAUCCUCCCGGCUGGUGUUGCUAUUCUCGAGACAGAUGGUAGUAUAUCCUUCGCGACAGACGAGUGGUUCAGAUUGAGUGGACACGAGCAUUGCGCAUUCGACCAGAUCAACUGGACUCAUUGUAUUCACGAAGAGGACCGCCAGAUCACUCAGGACGCAUGGUCAACUCUGAGCGUCGAUGCUCAACCAGUCAACUUUCAGUUCCGAGUCCGCAGACCGUAUAUCAACCCCGCGGGCGAAGCAUGUGGUAACUCAUGGAUGCUAUGUAACGGACUCCCCGAAUGGGCCGAAGAUGGCUCCGUGGCAAGAGUGGUUACUGUUAUAACAGAUAUCAGCCACCUCAAGUUCGCUGAGACCGUCCAAAUGACUCGUGUUGAAGAAGCUGUUGAGAGCAAGAAACACAUGCUAUCCUUCAUCGACAUGACUAGUCACGAGAUUCGUAACCCACUCGGUGCAGUCAUACAUUGUGCAGACAGUGCACUGGAAUCAUUGACCGAGUUAAGGAAACUAGCACCAGACCAAUGGAGUCAGAAUCUGAGGGUGCCUGCGAAUACAGCGAAUCACUCUCAACGAAUAACACAAUCAAUCGACUCUGGCCUCGAUGCAGUCGACACAAUACUGUCCUGCUCUGCUCAUCUCAAGCGAAUCGUGGAUGACACGUUGACAUUGAGCAAACUUGAUGCUAAUCUCCUUCGAAUCAGCCCUUCUGCCGUCCGAACAGUUUCAAUAUUGCAAGAUCUCCAGAAGAUGUCGGAGGUCGAGGCUUCAAGACUAGGGGUCAAUCUGAGGACAGUAACAGAUUCAUCACUCGACACUCUACACGCAGAAUGGAUGCUGAUCGACCCUGGUCGGGUCAUGCAGGUCUUGAUCAAUCUUACGAGCAACGCAGUCAAGUUCACGAAAACCAAAGGUGGAGCAAGAGACGUCACAGUUCGCAUGGGUGCUUCGCUGGAACGUCCAUCAGACUUGCAUAUCGAGUUUUCCCAUCUCGAUUUCUCUAUCGCCAGCGCCCUUCAAGACAGUAUCUACGACACGGCCGAGUUCUCCGAGCACACAUGCUACCUCUGGUUCACUGUCGAAGACACUGGCAUCGGAAUGACGCCGGAGGAGAAGAGUAGAAUAUUUUCACGCUUUGCACAGGGCUCCAUCAAGACAUACAACACUUAUGGAGGCUCAGGACUUGGUCUGUUCAUCAGCAGAAAAUUAGUCGAGCUCCAAGGUGGAGAAGUUGGAGUAGCUUCCGAGGCUGGUGUCGGUAGCACAUUCGCUUUCUAUGUCAAGGCACAUACGACGACCCCGCCGAAGGAGGAUGGAACAGGUACAGCUCGGGCUAAGAGCCCGGCAGCACAUGCCUCGAGGCCUGGCAAGAUCCCUGUUAGCGUGUUGAUCGUUGAAGACAAUGCAGUAAACCAACGUGUGCUAGAAAAACAACUGACCCGAAAAGGCUACAUCUGCCAUGUCGCAAACCACGGCCUCGAAGCCAUUGAAUUCCUAAAACAAACAAAACUCUGGAGAAGCAACGGAAACAACCCCUCUGCACCGAACAUAGAUGUCGUCCUCAUGGACGUAGAAAUGCCUGUAAUGAACGGUCUUGACUGCGCAAAACGUAUUCGCGAAUACCAACAGACGGGCGAGAUGAGAUCGAAUCUUCCUAUUAUAGCCGCGUCGGCCAAUGCUCGUGCUGAACAGGUGGGAUUGGCAAUCGCUGCGGGCAUGGACGACUCCAUCACGAAACCAUUCAGGAUACCGGAUUUGACACCGCUGAUUGAUUCUUAUGCGGGCUGGGCGAGAGCACAGGGGUGA
Aureobasidium subglaciale EXF-2481 is the source of this 3414-nucleotide messenger RNA. RefSeq lists its product as uncharacterized. Gene Ontology annotation, molecular function: phosphorelay sensor kinase activity. Lineage: Eukaryota; Fungi; Ascomycota; Dothideomycetes; Dothideales; Saccotheciaceae. The transcript is spliced from 5 exons. The coding region runs from base 1 to 3414 and encodes 1137 amino acids. Gene Ontology annotation, biological process: phosphorelay signal transduction system; phosphorylation. The record is from RefSeq and is a predicted model, not a curated record.